Neoarius graeffei (lesser salmon catfish) is the source of this 4118-nucleotide messenger RNA. RefSeq names its product cartilage intermediate layer protein, nucleotide pyrophosphohydrolase (gene cilp). The coding region runs from base 202 to 3711 and encodes 1169 amino acids. The transcript is spliced from 9 exons. The record is from RefSeq and is a predicted model, not a curated record. Lineage: Eukaryota; Metazoa; Chordata; Actinopteri; Siluriformes; Ariidae.
AAGCUUCAGCUAUAUAAGGGACAGCAGAAGACCAAGAAAACACACACACCCCGUUUCUGCUGUUCUCACAUUUCGAAUCAGUUGAAGUCUUCACCAUCUUCACUUCUGGAGACGACUUUGGCCUGGGAGUUCUGUUUGAGGAUUAUAUUUUAAUGUGAACUGAAGAACCAGAGGUGAAAAGACCACCAGAAAAGACCCAAGAUGGCAUCCAAGCUAGCCUGGGUCGGUCUUCUCCUCCUCUUUGGCAUUUCCAUCACCUUCACUCAAGGAUCAGGAAGCUCCAUGAAGCACAAUCCAGCUGUGUUCCAGAGUGAAGAGGAGUACGAGUGGACGACUUGGUUCAACAUCGAUCACCCUGGAGGGAAAGGCGAUUACGAGCAGCUGGAUGCGAUUCGUUUCUAUUACCGGGCUCGUGUGUGUGACUCACCAUGGGCACUGGAAGCUCGAACUACAGACUGGAUACCAGCUCACAGAACUGGAGAACGAGUGCAUGCUGAGCCUACUGUGGGCUUCUGGUGCAUCAAUUCAGAACAACCUGAAGGGAAAAACUGCUCAAAUUAUGCAGUCCGCUUCCUUUGCCUAAGAGACACACAGCGGGAAACUCCAGGAGAGUGGGGUCAGUGGUCUGACUGGACCCCAUGUCCUGCACAAUGUGGCCAGGUUGCAGUUCAGAUCCGCUCCAGAACUUGCACAACCCAAUCCAGGCAGUGCAACGGACUAAAGAUGGACAGCAGACAAUGCAAAGGACCCACAUGUUCAGGUUGUAUUCUGCAGUGCGUGAUGGGCAAAGCAAACACAGACUGCAAUACUUGCAUAUGUGAGGAUCACACCGUGCUUGGGUCAGUUCGCAGAGCCGGAAGUCUUACAGCUCCCGGGGCAGCCAUUCUCCUUUCAGACACAAGUCCCAAACUUCUGACGCUAUCUGACCACAAUGGACACUUCCGUGUACCAGGGAUCUGCCCAGACGGCAACACUACACUGCUGAUCAAGCUGCAGGGCCACAAGCCUCAACAGACUGUCAUGCCUCUGAGCUCCGAGCCCACAACUGUACUUCAUGUGAAGCUGGAGAGAGCACAAAAGCUGUAUGUGCAAAAGAACCCAGAACCAAAAGCAAGGAGGACGGGUCAGACAGCUGCCUUCUGCUGCAAGGUUACUGGGUCACCUGAACCUGAGGAGUACCAGUGGUUUCACAAUGGAACUCUGCUUGAGAAGAGCGUAUAUCGCUAUGACAAGACACUGGUGUUGAGGAACCUAAGAAUGGAUCAAGCUGGGGAGUACUAUUGCAGAGCCAGCAAUGAGAAUGGUGCCAUUAAAUCCAAACCAGCCACACUUUCCGUCAUAGGUGAAGCGGCGCCAUCCUGCAACCCGAAUCCUGAACCGCACAUGAUCCGUCUACCUCAAGACUGCUUCCAGAACCAGACAAACUCAUUCUACUAUGACGUAGGAAGAUGCCCCAUAGAAACAUGCACCGGCCAGCUGGACAAUGGCAUUCGAUGCAGAGACUCCAUAUCUUUCUGCUGUGGUGUGUCCAAAAUGGAAGAGAGACAAAUAACAUGCCAAGGAUACCAGUUACCUACUAUGGUGGUCACCCAGUGCGGCUGCAAAAAAUGUGUGGAAACAAAGACAAUCGUUCGUGGUCGUGCUAUUGCAGCAGAUACAGGAGAGCCAUUAAGGUUUGGACACAUCUACAGGGAUGGAGAAAGGAUUAGCCGAACAGGGUACAAGGGCACGUUCUCCAUCCAAGUUCCCACGGACACCGAAAGGCUGGUUCUUACUUUUGUAGAUAGCAUGCAAAAGUUUGUGAACACUACCAAAGUGCUUUUGUUCAACAAAAGAGGUGGAGCUGUGUACCAUGAGAUUAAACUCCUGAGGAAAAAGCCUCCUGUUACCUUAAGCUCAACCAACACCAACAAACUACAACUUGGAGAAGUACAAGGAGAGGAACCCAUGGCUGAAAUUGAAAUUCCACCAAACUCUUUCUACAAGCAGAAUGGAGAGGUAUUUGUAGGUAAUGUGAAGGCCAGUGUUACCUUCAUGGACCCGAGAGAUGUAUCCACAGCUGCGGCUGCUCAAAGCGAUCUCAACUUUGUUGGCACAGAAGGCGAUACCCUCCCCCUGAGAACUUACGGCAUGUUCUCAGUUGACUUCAGGGAUGAGGUGAACGGGGAGUCGUUAAAUGCUGGAAAAGUAAACGUUCGUCUUGAUGCGGCCCAAGUGAAGAUGCCGGAACAUUUGAAGUCGAUGAAGUUGUGGUCCCUCAACCCUGAGACUGGUCUUUGGGAAGAAGAAGCACAGCUUCAUGUGGAGAAAAAACAACGGCAAAAACGAGAAGAAAGGACUUUCCUUGUAGGAAACAUGGAAAUCCGAGAAAGAAGGUUGUUUAACUUGGAUGUGCCCGAAAACAGAAGAUGCUACGUGAAAGUCAGAGCUUUCCGGAGUGAACGAUUUAUGCCAAGUGAGCAAGUUGAAGGCGUUGUGGUAACUCUGAUCAAUAUGGAGCCGACAGCUGGUUACUCCACCAACCCUCGUGCAUGGGGUAGGUUUGAUAGUGUCAUCACUGGUCCCAAUGGUGCAUGCCUACCUGCCUUCUGUGAUGACCAAAAAGCAGAUGCUUAUUUUGCUUACGUCAUGGCAAACCUUGGAGGGGAAGAACUAGAAGCAGUAGCUUCGGCACCAAAAUUAAAUCCCAACAUAAUUGGUGUUCCUCAGCCCUAUUUGAAUAAGUUGAACUACAGAAGAACAGAUCAUGACAAUCCCAGAGUCAAGAAGACCGCAUUCAGUAUCAACAUAGCGAAACCCAGCCCAAACACAGCUGAAGAAGCAAAUGGUCCAAUUUACCCAUUUGAAAAACUGAAGGAGUGUGAAGAAGCUCAAUUUAAUGCACCUCACUUUCGCUUUUCAAGAGUCGAAGGAGAUCACUAUGACUACAAUACGGUUCCUUUCAACGAGGAUGAUCCAAUGAGCUGGACCGAAGACUACUUGAGCUGGUGGCCAAAGCCAACAGAAUACAGAGCUUGCUAUAUUAAAGUAAAAAUCAACAGCCCGCACGAAAUCAACAUCCGUUCUCACAACAUGGGAGGUACCCACCCAAGAACAGUUGGUCAACUCUAUGGCCUUCGCGACACCCGUACUAUCCGAGACCGGGACAAAUCUAGUGUCUCGGCAGUCUGUUUGGAGUUCAAAUGUAGCGGUAUGCUCUACGACCAAGACAGAGUAGAUCGCACCCUACUGAAGGUGAUCCCACAGGGCAGUUGCAAGCGAGAUAGCGUGAACAGCAUGCUACAAGAGUACUUGGUUAACCAUCUUCCCCUGGCUGUCAACAACGACACUACCGAGUUCACCAUGCUUGCCCCACUGGACCCUUUGGGCCAUAAUUAUGGCAUUUACACAGUUACCGACCAAGAUCCUCGUACAGCUAAGGAGAUAGCACUUGGACGUUGUUUUGAGGGUACAUCAGAUGGGACAUCACGAGUAAUGAAGACUAACGAAGGUGUGGCAUUAAUCUUCACUUGUAGUGACAAAGAGGUCACCAGACAAAGCGUAUUCCAGCAGCUCCAGAAUGCUCCAGGCCGGGCCAUAGCGGGGACUACGCGGCCAGGGAGAGGCAACCGAAGACAGAGAGGAGACUCCUCAGCUGCACUCCGUAACAGCUGGAGGAGAAGUACCCGCAAUCACAACAGACGCUCCCCAACCAUACGCCAAAACCCCUAAUGAAAUGGGCUGGACAGACCUAUGGCUAAGGAAGUAUGCCAUACCACACCACCUGAUUGGUGUGAACAACUUUCAAGCAUAAUAAACGAUUUUUUUAAGCUAAUGCAUAAUUCCUACAUGCUAUAAAGGUGUACUGAGAAACUACAUUUAUGGGUUAGAGAACUGGGGCCCAAGCCUGGUGCUGGAGUACAUGUCUUGUGUGUUUAAGGUCCCCCUCCCUUGCUACCAACACUAAUUUUGGAGUUGAAGUGGCUACAGUAGAACAGGAGAAAUGCACCUAAAGGUGAAGGACCAGGGUUAACUAAUUUCAGUGGGUAGUACUACACACAUUAAAAGUUGUUUCUGUUGCCAUAAGAUGUAAACAACUUGAUCAGGCAGUUGCUACCCGCCCCUUCACUUUUUUUAAA